Molecule: messenger RNA, 1859 nt
Organism: Ananas comosus (pineapple)
Lineage: Eukaryota; Viridiplantae; Streptophyta; Magnoliopsida; Poales; Bromeliaceae
Exons: 10
Coding region: 127-1464 (445 amino acids)
Molecular function (GO): protein binding
Source: RefSeq, a predicted model, not a curated record
AUUUUUCCGAGUGUGCUCUUAAUUUUCCCCUCGGAUCCCUCUUUUAUCCGAUCCUAAAUAUAUUUCGCUUAAAUCUCUUUAGCUUCGCCUAGUUCGCGUUCACAAGUGGAAAAAAAUAGGGUACAUAUGGCGCAAUUUAUCGACAACGAUCUCGAUUACAUGUUGCAAUUCGGCGGAAUACUAGGGUUUGAAUUUGAUUACGAUUCAUACGAAGAUGACACUGAUUCAGAGAGGGGAGGUGAGGAUUUGGACUUCAAUGAAGACAAUGAAGUGAAAACCGAAACAUUGGCCUCUGAGGCUCAUAGUGAGAAGGAUAUACAAGGGAUUCCAUGGGAACGAAUGAGGCUUACGAGGAAGGAGUAUCGGGAAAUUAGGUUGAAGCAGUAUAGGAACUACGAGAACCUUUCCAUCCCCCGGGACCAAUUGGAUAAGGAAUGCAAGCAGGUGGAGAAAGGACGUACUUUCUUUGAUUUUCAACAGAACACAAGGCUUGUCAAGUUGUCAAUUGUACAUUUCCAGUUGAGAAACCUUCUUUGGGCAACGUCAAAGCACGAUGUCUACACAGCUCAGAAUUAUUCAGUUAAGCAUUGGUCUUCAAUGCGACGGAACUGCACAGAAGUACUCAAUGUAGCUGGCCAGGUUGUACCGACACAGGAACAUUGUGGUUCUUUAGUACAAUCAGUCUCAAGGGUACAAAUAAGCUCGAUGGCUGUGAGAGAGAACUUAUUAGCAGCUGGUGGUUUUCAAGGGGAGCUUAUUUGUAAGUAUUUGGAUCAACCUGGAGUGGUCUUCUGCACAAAAGUAACUAAUGAUGAGAAUGCCAUUACCAAUUCAGUGGAUAUCUACCAGGACAUAAAGGGCUCCACUCUCCUGAUGGCUGCAAACAAUGAUUGCUCUGUGAGGAUUUUUGAUGCUCAGAACUUCUCCUUGUUAAAUCAGUUUGCAUUCCCAUGGUCUGUUAAUAGUACUUCUGUUAGUCCGGAUAGCAAGCUCCUUGCAGUUGCUGGGGACAGUGUAGAUUGUUUAGUAGCUGAUGCUAAGUCGGGGAAGGCUAUUGGAAAUCUCAAAGGCCACAUGGAUUAUUCAUUUUCAUCAGCUUGGCACCCUGAGGGCCACAUCUUAGCUACUGGGAAUCAAGACAAAACAUGCAGGCUAUGGGAUAUGAGGAAUCUUUCUGAAUCAUUUACCACACUAAAAGGGAGGAUGGGGGCGAUUCGGUGUAUUAAGUUCUCGUCUGAUGGUCGUUUUAUGGCAAUUGCUGAGCCUGCUGAUUUUGUUCACAUAUACGAUGCCAUGACCGAUUACUCCCAAGCUCAGGAGAUUGAUUUGUUUGGUGAGAUAGCCGGGCAAUCUUUUAGCCCGGAUUCAGAGGCUUUCUUUGUAGGUGUAGCCGACCGAACUUACGGAAGUCUAAUAGAGUUCAAUAGGAGGCAUAGCUAUCAGUACUUGGAUUGUUUCCUGUGAUCAAGGGACGACUUUAUUAAUGAAGAAUAAGAGUGUACACAGAUGAAUUAAUUAAGUUCCAUGGAAAAAGUAGAGAGAGUCAGAGAAGUAUCUGUCUUGCUUUAGUUAAUGAUGCAGCAUAAAGAGCUUCCUCCUAGGAGUGAUGUUAUAGAUGAAGUCUAGUUUUGCAUGUUCAUAAUUCAUGUUUGUAUGAAGGAUCUCUGCUUUUAAUGAAGAUCCUUCUCCCCUUAUCUGUCAAUGUGUUUUCCACAGUAUUGUUAUACAAAAUAGUGUGUUUUUCCACAGUAUUGAUAUACAAAAUAGUUAUGUAUUCGCUGAAUUUGGACAAGUAUGUAUAUAACCUAUGCCAUACUAAGAAAAUGAUUGUGUAUAAUAUAUUUAUGGUUCUUUCUCUA